Molecule: messenger RNA, 1531 nt
Organism: Sesamum indicum (sesame)
Lineage: Eukaryota; Viridiplantae; Streptophyta; Magnoliopsida; Lamiales; Pedaliaceae
Product: syntaxin-112
Biological process (GO): intracellular protein transport; exocytosis; vesicle fusion
Cellular component (GO): plasma membrane; endomembrane system; SNARE complex
Molecular function (GO): SNARE binding; SNAP receptor activity
Source: RefSeq, a predicted model, not a curated record
UUCAAAAUCCCAACGGAAACCCACCGCCAUUGCCACAACCAUCCCGUCCCCUCUUGGGCUCUUAAUAACUCUUUUCUCACAGCAUUCAAUUGUAUUCCUUCUCACCCUUUUCCUCUCAGUCCCUUCUUCAAGAUUUAUGCCUCUGUUUCUUCACUGAUUUGGAAUUACUCAUUCUGUCGUUGCUGAGCGGAUCUUGAAGAUAUUCUCAAGAAUUGGAAUUUCAGUAUCAUUCAAAUCCCAAAUAAUCUAUUAAUUUCUCAUCUCUUGAAUUGUUGCAAAGAUGAACGACUUAAUGACGAAAUCGUUCCUAAGUUAUGUUGAUCUCAAGAAACAAGCAAUGAAGGACCUUGAAGCAGGGCGAGAUAUUGAGAUGGGGCAACUCGACCCAUCCGAUGAAAGUAAUCUCUCAAAGUUUUUUGAAGAAGUAGGCGCAAUCAAGGCCGACAUGGAGGAAAUCACCAAUCUACUUCUUGAUCUUCAAGAUCUCAAUGAAGAGACUAAAUCUGCUCAGAGUUCCAAAAUUCUUCGCGGGUUAAGGGACCGGAUCAAUGCCGACAUGGUCAUGGUUCUUCGAAAAGCCAAGAUCAUCAAAACGAGAUUGGAAUUGCUUGAUAAAUCGAAUGUUGCAAAUCGUAGUGUAUCAUCUGCGUAUAGAGAAGGAAGCCACAUUGAUCGUACAAGAAUUGCGGUGACUAAUGGCCUGAGAGUUAAACUCAAAGAUAUAAUGAAUGAUUUUCAGUGUUUGAGGGAGAAAAUUGUUUCUGAGCACAAAGAAGGGCUUAAGAGGAGGUAUUAUAGCGCUACAGGCGAGCAACCGAGCGAGCAAAUGAUCGAAAAGAUGAUAUCAGAAGGCGGGCUUGUGGGAGUUCUUGAGGGCAAGGGAGAAUCAAUGGAGGAGAAUCAAGAGAGAGAUGAGGCAGUGAAGGAAAUACAGAGAAGCUUAGUUCAGCUACACCAAGUCUUUCUUGACAUGGCAGUGAUGGUCGAGACUCAAGGCGAGCAAAUGAAUAAUAUCGAGCAGAACGUAGUUAAUGCUGGAGCAUAUAUAAAUGAUGGGACGAAAGAGCUCGAUCGUGCUAAACGGAUGAAGGGCAGAAGGACGUGGGCUUGUUGGAUUGGGGUAGUCGUGCUGGUGUUCGUGUUGGUAUGCCUCAUUGCAAUGCUUUUCUGAAAUUAGAAACUAACUUAAGAUUUAUAUGCAGUGUAUCGUCUUUGCUUGUUGCCUAUUGUCUCUUCAGCUGCUUGACACAGAACUUGAGGGUUUGGAGAGAAUUUCAUUGCUUUUUUUUUUCUUUUUCUUUUUCCCUUUUUACUUUAAUUUUGAGUGCGAUGUGUCUGAUGAUUUCUGUUCAUCAUUCACUGCAUCAUUGAAGUCGAUUGUGUUCAUUGAGAUUUUCUCAUUGUUGUGCCAAGUUGUAUUCAUUUUUUUCCUUUUUGAAGUGAAGGGAGAUAGAUGAUCCCUGUUUUCUUGACAAUAUUGUGAAUAGCAUUUUAAAAUUUUAAUAGCAGUGAGAUCUCUGUUGUUGGAUUA